AUGGUGUUGCUGAAACCACAGGAAUCGGAUUUUCAUGGUCUCGCGUGGGAGCAAACGCUCUGCUCCGAGCCCCGAUGGACUGUUGAACCUGACACUGGGGCUAUAAAGCAGACAGUACAGUCGCUCCGGCCAUCAAGCUCGGUUGAGGUGACUUUACUCGCCCAGGGUGCAUUCAACAAGAUCUACAAUGUCAGCAUAGAUGAUGAAACGCUUAUCAUGCGAGUCUCACUGCCCGUUGAUCCACGUUACAAAGUCAUGAGUGAAGUGGCAACAAUGGAUUGGGUGCGCCGCAUCACAAGCCUCCCAAUCCCUAGAAUUAUCACCUACCAAGCUUCCCGAGACAAUCUGAUUGGAUUUGAAUGGAUGCUUAUGACCAAAUUGCCUGGAAGGCCCUUCAGUGAAAUUCAGCAGUCUCUUUCCUUUGAUUUAAAGACACGCCUGAUUAGGGAGCUUGCGGCAAGCUCAGCUUGCCUUUUUCGAAAUCAACUACGCGGAAUUGGGAAUAUCUACCCAACAACAUCUAGCGAGGAAAUACUGUCCCCUAGACAGCUGACCGAUACCAAAAUAUCAGUUCCGGCAAAGGAACCCGUUUCAGAUGAUGGUAGCGCACCUAUGAGAAAGAACUCGGGAGUUCCUCUAUUCAAUUUGUCUGACAAAGGUUCUCCAGCAGGGGCCUUACCUGAGGUGGGCCGGAUUGUUUCUAUGCAGCUUUUCUGGGAUUCACGCCCAUUCCGCACAAGCAAGGACUGGAUCACCGCUCGUCUUCUAUGCAAUGAGAAUGAGUGUCAUUCGACUUUGAAUCAACAUUCGGCUGGAGAUCUUGAUAGCGACGAUGAAGCUGAAGUGGAAGACGCUACAAGAACGCUGAAAAUCAUUGACAAACUCAAAUCCCUUCUUCCUCUGGUUUUCCCAACGGACGAUGGUGAUUCAGAACCGUCCAUGUUAUUCCACGACAACCUCUGGGGACCCAAUAUCCUCGUUGAUGACACUGGGGAACUGACUGGCGUCUUAGACUGGGAGUGUGUUUCAGCGGUGCCUUUAUGGAAGGCCUGCUCCUAUCCUGAGCUUUUAGAAGAGCGACCACGACACUCAAAGCCUGUCCCUGGAGACUAUCGACCUGAAGAUAAUGGAGAACCAAAUGAACUGUACUUUGAGCACCUGUGGCACUACGAGACCACGCUUCUACGCGAUAUAUUCAUUGAUGAGAUGAGAACACUGGACGCAGGAUGGGUGGAAGUCUUUGAAAAGAGCCAGGUCAAAAGAGACUUUGACUAUGCGGUGCAUAACUGCGACAAUGAAUUCUCUGCUCGAGAUAUCGAAGCAUGGAUCGAAGAUAUCGCCACUGAUAUAAGCAAUCCGCGCAGCUUGGAUGAUAGGAUCUGGUCACUGUAG
Molecule: messenger RNA, 1392 nt
Organism: Penicillium mononematosum
Lineage: Eukaryota; Fungi; Ascomycota; Eurotiomycetes; Eurotiales; Aspergillaceae
Product: aminoglycoside phosphotransferase family protein
Exons: 2
Coding region: 1-1392 (463 amino acids)
Source: RefSeq, a predicted model, not a curated record